AUGUCGACGUGGGCGGACGACGACGGGGACCUCCCGCCGCCGCCCGGGUUCGAGGACGUCCGCGCGGGCGCGCACGCGGCGGAGAUCGCGGACAUCGCGAGCCAGCUCGGCGGCGCGCCGGCGAUCGGGACGCGCGCGGACGCCGUGGACGCGCCGGAUGUGGCGCUGAAGAGCGAGGGCCUGCGCGAGGAGCACGCGGGUGAGGUGGUGAAGGCGAUCGUGGAUCCGUCGACGCCGUACGCGAGCGCGAAGUCGUUCGAGGAUCUCGGGCUGAGCGCGGAGCUGCUCAGGGGGCUGUACGGGGAGAUGAAGUUUGAAAAGCCGUCGAAGAUUCAGGCGGAGACGUUGCCGCUGAUUUUGAUGCCGCCGCAUCGGAAUUUGAUCGCGCAGGCGCAUAAUGGGAGUGGGAAGACGACGUGCUUCACGCUCGGGAUGCUGAGCCGGAUCGAUCCGAAUCUGAAGGCGCCGCAGGGGUUGAUGAUUUGCCCGACGCGAGAGCUCGUGGUGCAAAACGUGAGCGUGAUGGAGAGGAUGGGCAAGUACACCGGAGUCACGAUCGCGUCCACGGCGGAUCCGAAGUGGGAUAACACAAAUCGUAACAAAAUCGUCGAUCAAGCGGUGAUCGGGACGCCCGGGAAGAUUUUGCGAUGGAUGCGAGAGCGUCAGUUGGCGUGCAACAACAUGAGAAUUCUCGUCUUCGACGAGGCGGAUCACAUGAUGGCCACGGAUGGACAUCGCGUCGACAGCACGAAAAUUCUCAAGCAUCUUUCCAUGAACGCCAAGGCGUGGCAGGUGUUGCUAUUCAGCGCCACGUUCAACGAGGCGGUGAAGAGCUUCGCGACCAAGGUGGUGCCAAACGCCAAUCAAAUCUUCAUUCCGGCGACUGAGCUUUCGCUCGACGUCAUCAAGCAACACCGCGUCGCGGUGAACACGGUGGAGGCGAAAGACGUGCUUUUGAAGGAGAAGAUUUUCCCGCUGUGCGAUAAGAUUGGUCAGACGAUCAUCUUCGUUCGCACGCGCGAGGGCGCCAGACGUCUGCACGCGUCGAUGAACGCGAGCGGAUACAAGUGCACCGUGAUCGAAGGACAAAUGGAGCACGCCGACCGCGAUCGCGUCGUCAAGGAGUUCCGCGAUGGACUGACGAAGAUUCUCAUCGCCACCGAUGUCUUAUCGCGCGGUUUGGACGUGAGCACGGUUACCCUCGUCAUCAACUACGACAUGCCGGUUGAGUUUCACAACCCGCGUUCGCCGAAUUACGAAACGUAUUUGCACCGCAUCGGUCGCAGCGGCCGGUUCGGUAAAAAAGGCGCGGCGUUCAACUUGAUCUUAGGCGACUCCGAGCGCGCGAUUUGCGAUCAGAUCGAGUUGCACUUCAACCACAAAAUCCCCGAAGUCGCGUUCAACGACGACGUGACGUUUGAAAAAGUGCUCGAAGACGCCGGUUUGAUGUCGAAGGAAGAGGCGCUUUGAAUGCGGUCGACGCGUAAUCACACACUACUAAGUACCUAGGACAAAACUAUAGACGAAUCGCGGGCCACCGCUAGC
Messenger RNA from Ostreococcus lucimarinus CCE9901, 1545 nucleotides. RefSeq lists its product with no specific name. Gene Ontology annotation, biological process: poly(A)+ mRNA export from nucleus. Gene Ontology annotation, cellular component: nucleus; cytoplasmic stress granule. Gene Ontology annotation, molecular function: ATP binding; RNA binding; RNA helicase activity. The record is from RefSeq and is a predicted model, not a curated record. Bases 1 to 1470 code for a protein of 489 amino acids. The transcript has a single exon. Lineage: Eukaryota; Viridiplantae; Chlorophyta; Mamiellophyceae; Mamiellales; Bathycoccaceae.